This is a messenger RNA of Striga hermonthica, 335 nucleotides long. NCBI's taxonomy places the organism in Eukaryota, Viridiplantae, Streptophyta, Magnoliopsida, Lamiales, Orobanchaceae. The record is from the annotation of a GenBank genome assembly.
AUGGUAGAACUCAUGCUCCAUCCGAUCCCAAAAACUUUGGGGAAGGAACUUGCCAUGCACCAUCAUCUCAUCUGCUCCCAAGUGAGAGCAUUAAGCUCCGCCUCUGGCCUCCGAGCCCAAUGGUCAAUCCACCAGUCGGAAGCGUCCUCCUUCAUCUGGUAAGCUGCGAGAGAUACACGUUGUCGGUCCGAGAGAGGGAGCACAACGAAAAUCUUAUCCAGCUCUUUGAUCCAUUCCAAUACCGCAAUGGGGUUCUCAGUCCCCGAGAAAGUCGGUGCAUUCAUUCUCUGAAACUGGACUAUGAGCCGCGUAAGGUCCAUGGCCGGAGGGGCCUG